Symbiodinium sp. CCMP2592 is the source of this 3612-nucleotide messenger RNA. The record is from the annotation of a GenBank genome assembly. NCBI's taxonomy places the organism in Eukaryota, Dinophyceae, Suessiales, Symbiodiniaceae.
AUGGGCAAGAAGCCCAAGACCGAAGCACCAUGGAAGCGCAAUGCCAAGGACCAUGGAUACGGCCAAAACGGCCAGGCCGGGCAAGGAUACUCAUUGUGGCAUGGAGCUUGGCGGUCAGCUGGCUCGCCACAGGAGCCCAAGGAGCCGAGGCCGAGUGCGCGGUUCCCCUCCUACGAUCAACAGUGGGGGGCGGAACCACACCUCUGCGUUGUUCGAGAGGAGCGUGUGGAAGCACCGGAGAGGCCAGAUGCUAUCACGGCCAAAAGGGCACAGCAAGCUGUGAAUAUCCUCAGGAAAGCGGAGUCCAGAGUUACACGCAUCCAGAAGGAGCAGAAAGAGAAAGCAGCGCGCUUCUCGGACUACGAACAGCAGCUCAUGACAGCCUUCAUGGAGGAGAGAAAGCGACAUACCGAAAGACAGUCACAGCUGGUCAACGAGCUGGAGGAAGCCCAGAAGCUCUUGUUUGUGGCCAGGGAGAACAUGGCACAAACUGCACAGGGACUUAUGGGGAAGGCACAGAUGGAAGUGCAAGACACUUCAGCCGAAGACUGGGCCGCCAUGAUCAUGAAGUACUCAGAGGUCCCGGAGACCCAGGAAUCGCAUGUCAUGGACCCGGACAUGGCGGAGAUCCUCCGCCUUUACAGGAGUGGGAAGCUUGUCCCGGUACAGGCGCCCCAGCCGGUGCCACCGACGGGCAGCGGGGCACAGACAAUGGCUGGACAUGUGGCCCCGCCAGGUCUUGCACCGCCCGCUGCUGGAGAGAAUCGGCCGUCUUGUAUGGAUCCGGGCACACAUGGCCCAGCAUACCCAGCACCUACAUACGGUGCUGCCUCCCCUUCGAGUGGACUCCUUCGAUCGGCACCAUACUCGGCGACUUCUCCUGUUCUGGCCAAGGUUGGGGAAGCCCCGCAUGGCACCGAGCAGCACGUACCCUCACCCUCUAUGGGCGACCAGAGGCCAUCCCGGACCGUUCCGAGGGAGGACAUCAAAGCUGCCACAAAGCACCAGCCGGCAAAGCCACAGCCUGCUGGCCUCUCCCUUCAGGAGAAGCUCGAACAGAGGCGCGAAGCAGAGCGGGUGGGAGCUGCCUUGCAUCCCUUCCGACUCCAGACCGAGAAUAUGGAGAAGGGCGCCCCAAGGUGCGAUACCGAUGGCAACCGGACCGCCCACCAACAGGAGAUCUCGGACGACGACGACCCUGGAAGACGCAUGACUGUGAACUCACCGGGCCUUGCGAAGUUGGAGUGUCAUAGCCAUGCCUUCCAGGGGCCUUCCACGGAACUUCCUGCUGCCGGUCUCUGCGUUCUCCGGUCGUCAAAGUAUCUGCCGGUCAACAAGCAAGUCGUUGUGUACGACUUCCGUGCACUCGGCGGGCCUGUCUAUGCUGACAUCACACACGAGCAUGGCAUUCUAAUCUUCCUUGAUGCAAGGCAGGCCGGACUUGAUGUGGCUCACAUCUACCUCUCGUCAGCGAAUGCGGCUGAAUCCGUCGAGGAAUCUGACUGUGCCUCCGACCCCGAGCAACCAACCGUUGUCCAGGUCGAGGUCCAGAGCACGAUCACCCAGCAGGGCCGCAGCCAGGUGCUGUCGACGGCUGCGUCGUACAACGUAUUGGGCCCCCUGGAGCCUUUGCUGUUACAGAACCUACCUGCCACAACAGAGCCGAACGAAGGGCAUCCGGGGUUCGAUCCGACGAUGCUUGAUGACUGGAUCACUUCGGACCCUGAGUCUGAGGCUGAACUCACUACAGUGCCGUGUGCCAUCCUACGCGUUGAAUAUGUGCCAGAACACCUUACAGUUGCCGUCCCAGUUCCAACAACACAGGAGGAGGUAAUCGAGGCCAUCCAGGCUGUACGCCGGCGGGACUCCAGCCUUGCCUUUCCCACCCUCCUCUCGGUUUUGCCUCAGCCUGCCUUAGGAAUCGCGGUUCUUGCAGCUCUGCCACCGUGGGCCAGUGGCUCCGACGUUGUCUGUUUUGACACGACAACCAUUGAUGGUCGUCUAUUCCUCGCACAAAUGCCCCAAUACUGCUCUAAGAUCGGGUUGAUUAGGAGCGCUGGUCUCCUCCCCGGUCUGGACUAUGAAGUCUUGUUCGGCGUCGAUCAGAUCCCUGUUGGAGAGGACCUGGUCCAUCUGUUCCCUGGGGCACUUGCCCUCCAGCUUGUUACCAGUGCCAGAUGCGAGACGCGCCGACAGUGGUUCCCGCUAGCUGGGCCAACUGUCACACAGGACUCCCAUGUCUACGUCAGGGACGUCCCCUGGCCCCUCCCUGUCGAGUCUGCCACUGUACUUGACAAUGGGGAUUUAGUUUCUGUGCAGCCGCGGAACCACGGUGUUCUUGUACUCACUGGGUUUGCUGAUAUGCUUCGGGACCCAAGGUGCUGGACUCAUACCAACUAUGCUGCCUCCCCCUUAGGCGACCGCCUCUGGAUCCUUGCAGACGACCACCCCAGGCAUUUCACCUUUGAUCGCCGCAGGCGUGCACUCCUCCGACGGGACUUAGCGGGUCAGCUACACGUCCCCGAGCGUGAUCUACGCAUUCGACCAGCCCGAUCCACCCUUGGCGACCUUUGUGUGCAGGGUGUUUGGGUCAGCACUGCAGUCAUCGCUACCUCUAGCGACAUCCGGCUUGAGGCUACCGGCAAUGGUCUCUUUCCGUACAUCCUUGACGCACGACCUGUGCUUCUUGGUGUUGAAUGGGCAGCAAACGCUGAGGGGGUGCUCAAUCUCCGCUCGGUAGAACGCAGAUUUCAAGCGAGGCCGAUCAUCGAGGCAGCUCGUACACAACUGCCGCAACAGGGACAGCCUUCCGACCAGAUGCUGAUCUGUCCCGAGGGAGACAAGCAACCACUGGCCAGCACUGUGGCCACCAUGCUCGACGGGCCCCCACAAGUGGCCGAUGCACUGGGCCUGUUCACCGGAGGAGCAUCCUUUGCCUCAUUGCUGGCCUCCUCUGUCGACCGAAUGCUGCCAUGCACAGCUUUGCACAUCCAGGUGUAUCACAGACACCUCAUACGAACAACCAUCGGACCGAUGGAGAUAACAUGUGGAUCGCCGGUAGUUUGCCUGACGCCCAUUCCAGUGGGCCCCUGCGUGACACCUCUGCACUCUCGACCCGAUGGGAUGAUGCCUGUGAUACCCAUGGUACUGCCCCCCCUGCUCCGCCUUUUGGCAGACCCAUUGCCACUCCAUGUAGAGGCACCACCGCUAGAGUCCGACUGCCGUACAUUACUGAUGACGGAGAACCUGCUCGCGUUGAUACCUCGUUUGACACUCAGCCCCUGUCUCCCACCCAGCUCUGCUCCGCAACUGCUCCUGCACAUUGGUUGGGGCCCACGCUGCUGGAACAGUCUCUGCAGCAGACCAGGUUCCAUGCUUUCUACCUUGCCAGCACACUUCUUGCCACCUUAUUUGAACAUUCAUCUGAAGGUGUUGCCGUCGUGUCUUCUGUUGGCACUGCCGGAGUUCCGACCCCGCCACUUGAUUCGCCCACACUGCCACCUGCAAGUGUUCUGCGGAUUGCUGAUCAUGUCCCCUCUCAUCGAGUUUUCGACCUCACCGCAAUCAGCAUGCCAAUUGCAUGUUCUUUUGAUGACGUUGCGCCGCUUUUGA